Impatiens glandulifera is the source of this 1701-nucleotide messenger RNA. RefSeq lists its product as uncharacterized. The coding region runs from base 1 to 1701 and encodes 566 amino acids. The transcript is spliced from 2 exons. The record is from RefSeq and is a predicted model, not a curated record. NCBI's taxonomy places the organism in Eukaryota, Viridiplantae, Streptophyta, Magnoliopsida, Ericales, Balsaminaceae.
AUGGCCGACGUAGGUUUAAAGACCUCAGAGGUCAUAGUGGACGUAGUCCAAAAUAUUGUUAAUGAAACUGAAGACGACGUGACAAGUCUUCUUAAACUAGCUGAUCAGGUUGAGGAACCAGACGGGCCAGCCGAUUCAACCAUCGCACCUGAAGGUCCAACUCAGGUUAACAAAGGCAAAGAAGUUCUAAUUGAGGAUUCUGUGGCAAAGGGAAAAAGUGCAUUACAAACCGGUCCACAACCUGAGAUUGUAACCGAAGCUGAGGUCCCCAUUUCAGCAGAAGAAGAGGAGGAAAUGUUUCAGAAGUUCCUCCUAGAUAUGAACAAGGAUGCUGAAGAGUUGGUCUCAUCGUACUACUUGUGGGUCAAGCUUCGCUGUGAAACAAAGUUAUCAGACAUGCUCCCAGACAUUAGCGAUAACAAACACUGGGAGAAACUUCUAGAUUUAGAAGAAGAGGCUCUCAAGCUAGCAGGGACCAACGUCAUUCAAGCCGCAUUCAACAAGACGUUGGCAAUACACGAAUACGCCCGGUUACAUGCAGUAGAAGAUGCCUUGAGGGAGGCAGAAGGGGCAACAUUAACUCCAAUAGAAUCAAGAAUGUUUGAGCGGUUUCACUCGGUGCGUGAUAAACUCAUUCUAAGUGCUGACCUGCUCGAAGCAAAAUGGAGGAACGAGUGCAAACAUGUCUUAACUCAUGCUGAUCUCUAUCAAAGCAAACCUUUCUUUGUUACCGGAGAGUCCUCCAUGACAGCAGAAAACCAGAGCAGUGCUCCUCCACAGACUAGUAAGGCUCCGGAACUUGAGCAAGUAAAGGAAGUGGUGGUUGGUACAAUCAUCUCGUGUCUUCACAAGUACAACAUCUCUACCGAUGAGAAUAUUGCAACCGUUGAAUCCAAUUUGACAGAAACCAUCCGGGCAUCCAUUCGAUCCGAAAUUGCCAACACCGCUCAAACAUCGAUCAAGUCGAUGAUAGAUGAAACCGUGCAAACUUCAAUCAAGUCAAUGAUCGCCGAAUCCGUCCAAACCGCAACUGCUCCCUUACUCGACAUAUUGCAGGCUAUGGCCGCUCAUAUUAAGGAGCUGUCCAAACUUCAGGUUAACAAAACUCAAGAGCAGAUCAGGUCUGAUGCCGAAACUGCCAAGAAACUUCAAGACGAAGAAAAGGAGAGGGAACGGUUAAGGAAGGAAGUCGAAGACAAAGAUAAUGAGUUGGCCAAACAAUGCAAUGAGGAAGAACAUGCCGCUCUACAAGAAUCCACACCGGUUCAAGCCUCGCACUUUAUGAAGACGAGGAACAAAAACAAACGGAAAGCGGUUGCGGCCGUAAUGAAGCUGGCAGAACAAAGCGGUCUAAGAGAGAUUCAACCGGUCGGACUAAACGAAUUUCCUCUUGACGAAGAAGAAGAAGAGGAUAUCAAACAACUCAACCGGCGAAAGAAGAAAGCAGUCGAAACUUCAAUCGCAAUUCCAAGUACCAGGCCGAUUGUUGCUCAACCGUCUCGACCGUCCAGGCCAGUAAGCGGCGGUUUCAGAUUCGGCAAACGAACUCCCGGCAUCUCAAGUGUAUUUACCGGAUGGCGAAUCGACGCUGACCGAAGAGAGAGGGAAUGGAAGGCGAGGGAAGAAGAAGAAAGGAAGCGGAAGGAGAAGGAAAAUGAAAAGGGGGAUCAUCCAAUCCUUAGUUUAUUUCCUUUCCUAUGA